Messenger RNA from Megalops cyprinoides (Indo-Pacific tarpon), 746 nucleotides. It is a transcript of the gene tmem242, whose product is annotated as transmembrane protein 242. Lineage: Eukaryota; Metazoa; Chordata; Actinopteri; Elopiformes; Megalopidae. The record is from RefSeq and is a predicted model, not a curated record. Bases 2 to 454 code for a protein of 150 amino acids. The transcript is spliced from 4 exons.
AAUGACAGCUGCGAGAGAGGACACAUUUUCCAAAGUCAGCGCCGAAUGUGGUACAGAUACACCUGUAAGAGAUGACGAGAACAAGCUGAUGAUGUUAAAAGGUGGCGCUUUUCUCACCGCGGUGGGGGGCGCUGGUGUGAUCGCCGGGUUCGGCACCACCUUGGCGAUGGCCAAGAAGAAAAGUCCGGACUGGUUUAAUAAGGGUGUGGUGGCCACAGCGGCGGUGCCAGAGAGCGGGGCGUCCCUCGCCAUGCGGGCCCUGGGAUGGGGCUCUCUCUACGCCUGGUGCGGGGUCGGCCUGCUCAGUUUCACCAUCUGGAAAGCUCUGGGGGUCCACAGUCUAACGGAGUUUCGACAGAAGAUGCAGUCCAUCUUCCCAGCAAUCCCGAAAAACCAGGAGGCGCAAGCCAGCAACGAGCCCAUCAGCUGGGAGUCACUCUUCCAGUCCAAAUGAGUGGGUGUCGGCCCCCUCAGCAGCUCUGGGGGCUGGGCCUGUCGGUGUGGAGAGGUGGAAGGUGGGAGGUUAGAGUGGAACAUCAGUGACUGUGGCUGAUUGGACCGAGGCGGCCUGCCUGGGGAGCUGGAGCCCCCUGCUGACAGGACAGCGCCCUCUAGCUGCCCUACUCAGAAGCUCGGCUGGUGGUUGUCACUCCUGUCAGUGGGUGUUUAGUUUGAGCGGUCAAACUCAAGACACUUCAGGCAAACCGCCUGUUGAAAUGACACGUUUCACGCUGGGGCCAAUCGCA